This is a messenger RNA of Andrographis paniculata, 1516 nucleotides long. Its product is annotated as probable E3 ubiquitin-protein ligase LUL4. Gene Ontology annotation, molecular function: ubiquitin protein ligase activity. The record is from RefSeq and is a predicted model, not a curated record. Lineage: Eukaryota; Viridiplantae; Streptophyta; Magnoliopsida; Lamiales; Acanthaceae. The transcript has 4 exons. Bases 105 to 1307 code for a protein of 400 amino acids. Gene Ontology annotation, biological process: protein ubiquitination.
AAAAAAGCAUAAUAGUCCAACGCGCAUUUACUUUCCUAAUUCUCGAAACUCCACCGCCAACGAGAACCACCGUCCGCCGCACGCCGCCGACUGCUCAAACCGCCAUGGGAAUCUCCUGGAGUAAGAAUCACAACCGCUAUCAGCAGCACCACCAACAGCACCACCACAAUCACCCACCUAUUCCUCCACCGCCGUAUUCAAACCCCCCUCCGUUGACCUUCACCGGCGGGGCUCCAUCUCUCCCCCAAUCCUCGACGACGCCGAGCGCUUCCGUUCCUCCACCCCAACGCCCUACCUACGCUUUCGCUGCCAACGCUCCUUAUUCCGUUCCGGAGCAGCAUCCUUACCCGGCGAUCCCUUCCUGCCCCGCGCGGCCUCCGCCGCCUCCUCCUCUCCCCCCGUACAACCUCAAUUACAAUUACCACGCGAGGCCGGUCAAUUUUGCCCCGCCAUACCCUCAUUACCGUCCCUAUUACCCCUCCCAACCUACCGGAUGGGGCUCCUCGGCUGGGCCAUUUCCUCCGCAGCCAUUGCUGCAGCCUGCUCCUUACGUCGAUCAUCAGAGCGCGAAGAAGGUCAAGAAUGAUGUGAAUGUCCACAAAGACACGAUAAUGUUGCAAUUGGAUGAGUUGAACCCUGAAAGCCACUUGGUCUGCUUCACUUUUGAUGCUAUGGUGGAUGGAAGUAUUACUAUUUUCUAUUUUGCUAAGGAAGGGGAGAACUGUAAAUUUAGUCCAGUUUAUCCGGAGAUUGUGCCUGUGAAAAUCCCUUUCCAGAAAGGACUAGGACAGAAAUUCUGCCAGCCUUCAGGAACUGGUUUGGAUUUUGGCUUCUUUGACACUGAUGACCUAUCGAAGCCUAGUCCAGGGGAUGAUAUAUACCCACUUGUGAUAUCAGCUGAGUCAAGCAAACCAUCUGGGGAUGAGGUUGAGCAUUCAAGGGAACAGGUUAACACAUCACCACAUGCUCAGAUCACUCAGGCUAUCAUAGAAAAGAAGGAUGGAGGAAAUUUUAAAGUGAAAGUAGUCAAGCAGAUUUUAUGGAUUGAUGGUGAUCGUUAUGAGCUGCGUGAGAUUUUUGGGAUCAGUAAUUCAGAAGAAGCUGCAGUCAGUGAUGUGGAAUCAGGAAAAGAAUGUGUAAUUUGCAUGACUGAGGUCAAGAACACGGCUGUCUUGCCAUGUAGACACAUGUGUAUGUGCAGUGACUGCGCAAAAGAACUGAGGCUCCAAUCAAAUAAAUGCCCUGUGUGUCGCCAGCCCAUUGAAGAGCUCCUGGAGAUCAAGGUCGAUCAAGAUUUAUUGACCUAAAGGGUGCAUCCUGGCUAGGGGUAGAGUUCCUAUAUAUACAACUACUUCUUACAAGAAAAUUACAUCACAGUUUGCACAAAUGGUGAUAUGCUUCUCAUUUGUACAGGUCUCCUUGAAACCUACAUAUAUAUUUUAUUCUGUAACUUGCCAACAGUUGUUGUAUAGGUAAAUUGAUGGAACUCUUCUGUCUAUUUUAUUUUAUUUUCUCA